AUGGCCCAUAUCCUACAACAGUACCAGCACCUCGUUCGAUACGCCUACUGGGCAUACAUGAACGAUGAUGGGGCCCAAUUUCGUUCGGCAGCGGCCGACUUGCAUGGCGACGUCAGGUACCGCAAGCUCGACAUCGUCACGCCGUUUUUCAAGGACAAGCUGAAGCCCCUCACCCCCAACACGCACGUCCACCUGGGCAUCAGGGACGACGACACUGUCAUUCUUGCCUUCAGAGGAACCGAUUUCCCCUUUACCAUCGAAAACCUCGUCAAUCUGAAACGGUGGACCCAAUGGCCCAACGCCGACAUCACAUGUCUCACUCUCGGAUCGCCCCGCAUCGGCAACGCAGCGUUCUGCCAACACUUUACCAACAGUCACAUCCUUCUCUACCGCCUCGAGGUGGACGGGGACCCGAUUCCCACUGUUCCGGACCGCUUCACCCAAGCGUUGCCAGGCAAGAUACCCGCCACCCACCCUAACGGUACCGUUGAUGACAGGCGGUACCAUCAUGUGGGCACCCCCGUCAUCUUGCAUGAGGCCAUUGGUGAUAAGGGGCUCAACUCCGUCGACCUUGGCGUUGAGCGCCCGGACAUCACAGCCGAAGAGGAAGCCACCCCUCUUCCAUUGGUACUGAGGGUUCCGUACGAGUUUGGCGGCUUUUUCGUGUACUGGGCCCUGAGAGCCAUGCGCAUGGUGCCGGGUAUCUGGCAGUAUCACGAUCCUGCUGGGUACGAGACGGUUGUGCAGCGGAUUUUAGAGCAGGCGCCUUGUAAGAUACUUUCCAUCGUACUUUUGUAUUGAGGAAUCGAGAUUAACAAUGGGCACCUAGUAGAACCCGCGAAUGCAGCGUGAUUAUGUGGUUUCGAGCGG
Chaetomium fimeti is the source of this 870-nucleotide messenger RNA. RefSeq lists its product as uncharacterized. Gene Ontology annotation, biological process: lipid metabolic process. The coding region runs from base 1 to 801 and encodes 266 amino acids. Lineage: Eukaryota; Fungi; Ascomycota; Sordariomycetes; Sordariales; Chaetomiaceae. The record is from RefSeq and is a predicted model, not a curated record. The transcript has 2 exons.